This is a messenger RNA of Chaetura pelagica (chimney swift), 592 nucleotides long. It is a transcript of the gene TAL1, whose product is annotated as T-cell acute lymphocytic leukemia 1. Gene Ontology annotation, biological process: regulation of transcription by RNA polymerase II. Gene Ontology annotation, molecular function: RNA polymerase II cis-regulatory region sequence-specific DNA binding; protein dimerization activity; DNA-binding transcription factor activity, RNA polymerase II-specific. The transcript has 3 exons. The record is from RefSeq and is a predicted model, not a curated record. Lineage: Eukaryota; Metazoa; Chordata; Aves; Apodiformes; Apodidae. The coding region runs from base 68 to 592 and encodes 174 amino acids.
ACCCAGCACUUACUACAAAUAUAGCCGCGAUGCGUAGGCCACAAAAUGGCUCCACUCACUUUUCCCAAUGAAAAGCAAAUGCGGGUUUUUCGGCGAACCGGACUCUUUCUCCAUGUACGGCAGCAACCGGGUGAAGAGGAGACCCUCUCCUUACGAGAUGGAGAUCACCGACGGUCCUCAUACAAAAGUGGUCCGUCGCAUUUUCACCAACAGCAGGGAGAGGUGGAGGCAGCAGAACGUCAACGGAGCCUUUGCAGAGCUUCGCAAGCUCAUCCCCCCCCACCCGCCCGACAAAAAACUGAGCAAGAACGAGAUUUUGCGCCUGGCUAUGAAAUACAUCAACUUCCUGGCCAAGCUGCUCAACGACCAAGAGGAAGAAGGAAACCAAAGGGGCAAAGUGAACAAAGACUCUGGGAUAGUCCAGGAAGACCUCCUGCAGGACAUGUUGUCUCCUAACUCUAGCUGUGGAAGUUCUUUAGAUGGAGCAGCAAGCCCGGACAGCUUCACAGAGGAGCAUGAAACACUGGACUCGAAGCACGCGCGGAGCCUGCACCACAGCAUCCUGCCUGUCGAAGGCAACGCUCAGCGGUGA